Molecule: messenger RNA, 1191 nt
Organism: Lampris incognitus (smalleye Pacific opah)
Lineage: Eukaryota; Metazoa; Chordata; Actinopteri; Lampriformes; Lampridae
Gene: dcdc2b
Product: doublecortin domain containing 2B
Exons: 11
Coding region: 1-1191 (396 amino acids)
Biological process (GO): intracellular signal transduction
Cellular component (GO): microtubule organizing center; microtubule
Source: RefSeq, a predicted model, not a curated record
AUGGCUGCCAGCAGUGGGACCACCUCUGCAGCCACAGCUCUCCUGCCUCCUGUGAAGAGUGUGUUGGUCUACAGGAAUGGUGAUCCCUUCUACUGUGGACGGAGGUUUGUGGUCAACCAGCGUCAGGCGUCCACUAUGGAGGCCUUUUUAAAUGAAGUGACCCAGAAUAUUGGUGCGUCACUGGCCAUCAGGACCCUCUACACCCCCAGGCAGGGCCACAGGGUAAAGGACCUCGAGGACCUUCAGACUGGAGGCCAGUACGUGGCUGCAGGCUUUGAGAGGUUCAAGAAAAUGGAUUACCCUAACACAGGACUGAAGAAGCAACCUGUUGCUCGUGAAGGAACACAGGUGAAAAUAAUUCAGAGGCCAAAUGUCUCCGCUAAAUGGAGGAAGUUUAUACCUGUGCCUUGCAUCAUACAUGUUUUCCGUAAUGGAGAUCCUCUGUGUCCGCCCUUCCGAUUCAUCAUUCCUCGGAGCCUGCAACAGGACCUGGAGCAGAUCCUCAGUCUGGUCACAGAGAAGGUCAGCUUACGGUCUGGAGCUGUGCGCAGGCUGUGCUCUCUGGAUGGAGCAACUGUGUUCUCAGCAGAAGAGCUGCAGACAGGCCAUUGCUAUGUUGCUGUGGGAGCAGAGCGGUUCAAGAAACUCCCAUAUGUGGAGCUGUUUGUUUCCAGAGCAGAGAGACUUUUCCCAGGAAAAAGAAAGCUGCCAAAAAGAACUGAGAUCAGGAAAGCAGGAAGUGGUCCAGAAGACAGAUACAGUGACUCAGCUCUCUUGGACUCCCCCGAGUCAGAUGGGCGGAGGGUGAAGUCGACGGGGGAUGAGGCUGGUGAGGUGGCACCAACACAAGCGCCUCAACAAAGAACCGGGAGAGAAGGGAGGGAGGAGGUUUCCACAUUGUGUAGCAGGCCCGUAAGGAUCCGCAAAAAACAGUGUCAACCCAGACCACCAGUCAGCAAGGGAUCAGUCCAGUCAAGUGCAUUUAAAAGGGGAGGGCAUAAGAGGAGGGAGGAGGUAAGAGGAGCUGAGGAGGUGCAGGAGGACGAUAACACAGCGGUAGAGCUGCCUGUUGACCAGAGAGUGGCAGAAACGGUGGAGGAUGAGGAGUUAAAGGAACGGGAUGAACAUGGACAAAAUGCAGGGCGGGAUGAAGAAAGUAGCUCUCGCCAAGUCAUAACCAAGUUGGUUUAG